Molecule: messenger RNA, 5025 nt
Organism: Harpegnathos saltator (Jerdon's jumping ant)
Lineage: Eukaryota; Metazoa; Arthropoda; Insecta; Hymenoptera; Formicidae
Biological process (GO): intracellular signal transduction; cyclic nucleotide biosynthetic process
Cellular component (GO): cytoplasm
Molecular function (GO): adenylate cyclase activity
Source: RefSeq, a predicted model, not a curated record
GUACGCGUGCGUAUAUACGCUCGAUCGACAGCCCACGGCUCCAGACGUGCCUCGAGUAUCCGACUGGAGCAACACACGAAAAUAUACGCCUCUAUGUGCCCCGAUGAGAUCCUUGAUUAUUACGGCGAUUACGAUACGAGGACAUACUACACCACGGUGAUGCUCGGAGACAUUUCAGGCUUCACAGAUCUUACGGAAAAGUACACAAAGACCGGCAGAGGCGGUCCGUCCAAGUUGACGGAAACUCUAAACAGCUACAUCGGCGCCAUGGUGCAAGAGAUACUUUCGCACAACGGCGACGUACUGAAAUUUUCCGGAGAUGCCUUCAUAGUCAUGUGGAAGCUUCAAACGGGUAUGGUGAUGCGCGACCUCGCGAUAGAAGCGAUUCAGACCGCCUGUGUCAUCCAGAAGCAUUUCGGGACCUACCACACCGACGUCGGCGUGACCCUGCGAGUGAAGCUGGCGAUCGCUUCCGGAAAGACGCAUUUUACGUCGAUCGGCGAUCCAAGAACGAUGUCUUACUACCUCAUCACCGGCAAACCCGUGUGGGACGUCAAAUUUGCCGAAGGAUUGUGCAGGGGUGGCGACAUUAUCGUGGCACCCAGCAGCUGGCAAUGGGCGAACCCCAACGAGUACGUUCACGAGAAGUUACCGGACGGCGUGCACACGUUAAUCAUAGCCUGCUCGGCGAUGUGGUACCAAGCCAGGACUCAGGAUAUCAAUGCUGAAGGAGAGUCGACAAGAUGCGGAUGCGUGAACAAGACAUCGCUCUUCGACAAGGACCUGAUAUUCUUAUGCGUCUUCGGUCUGCGCGGCGACAAGCAGGAGCUGGAGUCGCAGAUCGGACUGAGAUGCGCCAGCAGGGUGCGGCAGGACCUCCUGGCGAUGGAGUACGUGAAAUCCGUAACGAUCGCCGUCACCACCGGGAUCACGUAUUGCGGCGUGGUCGGCCAUAUAUUGCGAAGAGAAUACACCGUGAUCGGGAUUUCGGUGAACAAGGCGGCGCGUUUGAUGUGCGCGUACAACAACAAGGUGGUGUGCGAUCGCGAGAGUUUCCUGCAUUCUCACCUGGAAGCGAGGCACUUUAUAUUGCAAGAGCCGCGAUACCUGAAGGGAAUCACAAAAGUCGGGCCUAUCUACGAGUUUCGGGAACAAGAGAAGUAUAAUAUACCUGAGUUAGUGUGGAGCAAGUAUCCUCUGCUCGGACGAGAAAUGGAAAUCAGAGUCUUCCGGCGGAUUCUGGCGGACUUGGUAAAACACUCGACCGCAGUGAAUGAAAUGACGCAACGUGCGAGACCCGAGUACAACACGCUGAUUAUAAAAGGCGAGCACAGAAUCGGCAAGACGAGGCUGCUGGACGAAAUCGCGCAGAAUAUUCCCACGGGUGUGUCGUGCAAUUACAUCUCCUUGGUCAGGAAUGACGCCAAGGUCGACGAGCCUCCAUUUGAAGAUGAUCAGAAAUCGUCUUCUCUCACGCAGAUCUCGUACAGUCUGAUCCAUCUAAUCUUCUCGAUACCGCUGGGCUUCAAUGUCGUCACUACCCCGAAGGAGCGCGAGAACAAGCUGAUCCCUCGACUGGGCCGCAUACGUCAGCCGGAGUUCCUCUGUGCUCUCAACGAGCCCUUCAACGUCAAUUUCGCGAUAAGCGAGCAGUAUAAAGCCCUGACCGAGACGCUGAAGCACAAAGUGCUGCAAAAGUUACUGUCAAAGCUGACGAGGGGCUGUUUCGAAAGGCUGUGGGUGAUAAUCAUCGACGAUGCUGAAUAUAGCGACGACGACUCUAUGCUGUUAUUUCGCACGAUAGCCAAGCAGGACACGGUGCUCUUUGUCCUUGGCGUUGGUCGCAGGAUCGACAUGCAAUAUGAAUUGCACCCGGCCGUUAUGGAACGAGCGCAGAUCAUCGAAUUGAAACACAUAGACAAGUGGUACCACGCAGCCCUCGCUUGCCAGUUCCUCAACGUCUCGGGGAUCCCCGUUGAACUCGAAAAACUGAUACAAGAGAAAAGCCACGGCAACCCGGGAUGGAUAGAAAGUUUUCUCGUGAGCCUCAUGCAAUCCGGCGGCCUCGUGAUAAUGAAUGUCCACAAGACGGAAGCGGAAGUAAUGGGCUACGUGCUUCCACCUGUCGCUAUGUUGAAGAGGUUUCGUUUUUCAUUCCUGAUAUUCAGCUUGGUAAAGGGAAACGAAGAAAUCUUAAUAGUAUUAUUCAGGUUUAUAGCGGAGAACACCGUGCUCGUGGACAUCGAGGACGACGAGGACGAGCGAGAGGACAAAUGGGAGAUGUACAAGACGAGUUUCAAGGAUAACGCAAUACCCUCGCCGAGGCCUCUAAACGAUGUACACCAAAUGCAAGCGACAGACAAUGACAGUGCGACGAUCGUCGUUUGUAAAUUUGCGAAGAAUUUCACCUUAGAGGAUGAAUCAGUCGAAAUGACGAUGGACGUCGUCUCUCACGUGACAGUGAUGAUCUUGAAGCUUUUCGACUCGUUAACGCCGCUGGAUCAAAUUUUGCUGAAAUGCGCGUCGGUGUUGGGAGAAAACGUUAACAGAAGAAUGCUGCAGAGCCUGAUGGAGGAAAUAUCUGCGCGAGAAUUGGCACUUGGUAAACGAAAGUCUGCGAAAACGCGAUUAACGUUCACGAGUGAUUUGGAGGAAAAAGUCUUAAAACGUCCUUUCGCGAUCGUCGCAGCCGUCCGGAAACUCUUCGAAAUUCGAAUCCUCGGAUGCGGGGUGGGCGACUUCACCGCGAGUUCCAAAAUGUUGAUAUUUCACAGAAACAUAAGGAACGUCAGCGUCGGCAAAGAAGUGAGGUGCGAGUGUAUAGGUCUCACAAUACCAGACGAGCUCGCCGAUUUGCCGCGAUACGCUUCUUGCGGUCUGAUGCGCUUCAAGAUAUCGAUGUUCCGCGAGACUACUUACAGACUGCUGACGGAACACCAGAAGAUGGAAUUGCACAGCAAGGCGCUGAAAUUUCUACGGCAACACACGCGGCGAUGCUUGACGUGCGGCGAAUUGCAGUUCGUCAAAUUGUUAGGCAAGACGACCAUGCAAAGCGUUAGAAAAAGGAGACCGACCGUCGAACGUCUGUUGAAUAAGCAGCAAUUCACCGAAGCGAACUCCAUCCCCGAGAAGGAAGAGAAGAACGCUGCUUUAUUGAAUGUGUGUGCGUCUACGAAUUAUUCGGACGGUUCGGACGGUUUGCAGCAGGCGGACGAGGAGAGAGCAGCUACGUGUUUGGACGUAUUUCGCAAAACAAGCAGGAAGCCGAUGAAGACCUUCUCCAACGUCGAUUUCGCCAAUUGUCGAUGUCACCUCAUAUUAACGACCGUGUAUUCGCAGAUGCUGGAACAUUGCCACGGGAUCGGAAAGAAAGAGCUGAUGCUGACGGCGAUUCUGGAAUUCGCAGAGGUCUGUUUGACGAGUUACAACAUACCGCAAGCUCGCAGCCUGCUCAACGAGGCCGAGAACUUGCUUUGCAAUAUAUUCGAUGCCGACGAGGAGGAAUUGAUAGUCCUGCCUUACCUCACCGCAAAAAUCCAGACACUCGAAGGUAGGUGUUACCUAGAGAGCGGUAUAAUUUCCGAGGCACAGAAGAAGCUGGACAGUGCGAUGAAAACCCUGGGAUACCAUUUUCCGAGAAGCGAAUUCCUCAUCAGGCUGAAGUCAGUGACUCAACUGGAAUUGCUGAAGUGGAAACUGGCCUAUCCGAAACGCUGGAGAGACGACGCUGUCGAUGUAGACACCAAGAAUUAUAUCGAACAACUGGCUAAUUGCUUGGCGCUGAUGUUCGAAGUCUACAGAACGAAGGGAAUGAAGAGGCACGCACGACUAGCAGUCUCGUGGAGCUUGAACACUGUGCUAGAUUCAUCACAAGAUUUCCUCACGAUCUGUACAUCGUUCACCAACAUGAUGAUCACCGCACACGUCUAUCAAACCAAAUCAAUCAUUCCCUAUCUAGAGAAUGCGAGUCUCAACUUUUGCGCAGAGAAGGAAGAUUACCUCGAGUUUCAAGAACUCAAGGCCAUCGCCGAGCUUUACGCAAGCGUAUUUUUUUCCCGAUGGUUGCGAGGGGAGAUCCACAAGGCGAUCAAGAUCGGCUUUAUUGCAACAAGAUUGGCGCAGACCAUGGGCUCCAUAUUUCUCAAGCUACUCGUACUGCCGAUGUUAGCUCACCUCCUCAUGAUCUCCUGUCGUCAUUCGGAAGUCGUGGCUUUGUUGAGAGAAUUGGAAUUCACGUCGCAAAGCGAUCUGGAUAAGUCAGGCCGUACCUGGUACUACGCGAUAUGUGCCGACGUGCAACUCGACACCGGGCUUACAAUUCUCUCCUAUCGAAAUUGCGAACAGUAUUACCUUAAAGAGGGAGAAACCAUGAUUAGCCUGCGGGAUCCAGAGGCGGAACGGCGAUAUUUCACCUCCAUGUGGUUGUGGUGCGUCAGGACGCAACAAUGGGAAGCAUCGAGGGUUUGGGAUAGCAGGAAUGUGACAAGCGAGAGCGUGAUGGACGAGCACAUAGUGGCAGCAACAAUCACCGCGUUAAAGAAACUCGAAGGUCUUCUGAUCUUAUACGUGCGAGACGUUACCGGCAAGAACGUUCACGCGAUAAACACGAUGGCGGAGAUUAAGGAUACCUUCAAGCGUGUCGAGAAAAUGAUAAAGAUUGUAAAAAUAGCGGUUCCCAGAUAUAUGUUGCUGAGGGCUUAUUAUUAUAUGAUUCAAUCGCAAAGAGGAACCGCGAUGAGAAUGCUGCGACAAACGAAAAAAUUGUCCAAGAAAGUGGAUAACAAAAUGAUCUACAUGUGGGCGAAUCAUUGUCAACAGGCUUGGUUGGGCGUCAUAUCUUCUGUACAAGAAGACUUGUGGAAAGAUAGACCUAUAGUAAAGAAGAAUGAAUGGGACGAAGUGAAUGCCAAUGACUCAACAAUCAUACCUUUUACAUUUCCAUUACCAAAAUAGAUUUUUAAAAUAUCCAUAAUCUUAAAGUUCACAAUUCUAUUGAAAGCUGCUACAUUAACUUACCAAUAAUAA